CAGUUUAGAAAAAGAGGGUUUUAAAUUAUGGAUUUGAUAUAACAUGCCAAAAUUUACAUAAUCGGAUAAAAUUAGUCAGUUAUCAAUGAGCGAGAAACUUGACUCGAAGAAAGAAAAGGGGUGAGGAUGUGAAUUUGGGACAAUUCUGUACCUACUUGCUUGCUAAGCUUUUAAAGAUCAGCUUAAAUGAAAAUGAUUGAUUGUUAUUGUGAUGUUCUGUUUCAAUAAUAAUAUACUGUGAAAGAUUAUACACGAGACAUUGUAUUCAAAGAUCGGGAUGCCGCCAAGCUGGUGAAUCUGUUGUAUACAAGUUCCCCAGUCGUAGCCAAACUGUUGUGUGGGGGCACAAACUAUCUAUAGAUUCACUUAUAAUUAUAUAGAAGUAAGUAUAACAAAAGCCCAUAUUCCCCGAAAAUGCGAUAAUUUGGUUGUAUCUCUCUCUCUCUCUCUCCCCCCCCCCUCCCUGUCGCGCCCUGUGGCUGUGGACGGUGGACUGUGGGAGUGUGUGUGCAUACGCCCGCGUUCACCCCCGCAAACGCGAUUUCCGUCACUCUCUCUCGCUCGCUCAUUCAUUUCUCCCAACAAAACCACCACACCCACCGGCCACCACCUUUUUCCGGUUCCCGAAACCCUAACCAACAACAAUUGCGAGCCUUCAUCAAUGGCGAUCUCAUCUCCACCAGUUCCGACCUUCUCCGCCUCCUUCUGCCGCACCCGCACCGAGUUUCCCUCCACCUUUAAUCGCAUCCCUUCCAUUUUCUCCCGCGCUCACCGAGCCAAACCUCACCCCCUAACUCGCCGGCUCGCCCUCUCCGCUCGUCUCAACUCGUCCAAGUCUUCCGAUGCCGGCGGCUCGGUCUCGCCGGACAACGGCGACCUCCAGUACGAGCUCUUCCACGGAUUCUCGCCGCAGCGCUGCCGGAGAGGAUCUCCGGUGUUCGUCACACUGCCUGUGCACUCCGUUGGGUCACUGGGCGCGGUUCGGAGGCCCAAGGCCAUGGUCCAGUCGUUUAAGGCCCUGGCCGUGGCCGGAGUGGAAGGCGUGGUCAUGGAGGUGUGGUGGGGUCUGGUGGAGAGGGAUCGACCCAUGCUUUACAAUUGGGAAGGCUACUUGGAGAUCGUCUCUCUGGCUCGACGCUGCGGAUUGAAGGUUCGGGCCGUCUUGGCGUUUCAUCAGUGCGGCGCUGGGCCGGAGGACUCUCAUUGGAUUCCUCUUCCUCUGUGGGUACUUGAGGAGAUCGAUAAGGAUCCAGAUUUAGUAUAUUCUGACAGAUUUGGAAGAAGAAAUGUCGAGUACCUUUCUCUCGGGUGUGAUAUGCUUCCUGUUCUGCGGGGACGUUCACCACUUCAAGCAUAUGCGGAUUUUAUGAGGAACUUCAGAGACACUUUCAGACCUUUUCUUGGUGUUGUCAUAACAGGAAUUCAAGUUGGGAUGGGGCCUGCUGGUGAAUUAAGAUACCCUUCUUGCCCUACACAGAAGCUAACAUGGGCUUGGCGAUCUCGUGAGCUUGGAGAGUUUCAGUGCUAUGACAAGUAUAUGCUUGCGUCUCUCAAUGCAUGUGCAAGAGAAAUUGGGAUGCCUGAAUGGGGAAAUGGAGGCCCUUUUGGUGCUGCCAAUUUAAUGCAGGAUCCUGAACUGACAGAGUUCUUCAGAAGUGAUGAUGGAUCCUGGAAUACAUCUUAUGGUACUUUUUUUCUUGAAUGGUACUCAGGAAUGCUGGUUCUGCAUGGUGAAAGGAUGUGCAGGGAAGCUGAGACCAUUUUCCGGGGUACAGAGGCUAGUACGUCAGUAAAGAUAGCUGGGAUGCACUGGCAUUACCGCACUAAGUCUCAUCCGUCAGAGUUAACAGCUGGCUAUUACAAUACUUCAACAAGAGAUGGAUACUUGCCAAUUGCUCGCAUGUUGGCAAAGUACGGCUUUACUUUGUGCUGCUCAGGUUUUGACUUGCAAGAUCAGGAAGAGAGGAAGAUGAACCCUGUCAGCAGCCCGGAAGGCCUUCUCAGACAGUUGCUUUCAGCUGCUAGGUUGUGUGAUAUACCACUGGAAGGUGAAACUUCUGCUGCCAGUUUGGACAAUGAAUCUUUGCAACAGGUGGUAAGGAUGUCAAAGUAUUACUCAUAUGGUCUAGAAAAGCCCUCGUUUUCGUUCAACUUUGUGAGGAUGGACAAGAACAUGUUCGAAUUUCAUAAUUGGGUUCAUUUUACUCGUUUUGUGAGACAAAUGUCUGAUGCCAAUGCCUUUCGAGCCAAGCUAGAAGUUGACGCAAUGCCUGAUACACGUCGGUCUCCCACUUCCCUUUCAGAUGUCACGAAAUUUGGAAUGGCUUCUGCAUAUUGCUAGGGACAUUCAUAACAAGUGUUAUAUUCUGACACCCCUCGUUCCGCAUUUGAAGUGCAUACAUACAUAACAUGAUUACCUCAGAUCGAUUGUUGUAAGUUGUGUAGUAAUGCGUCAGUUUUCCUGUCGAUGAUUCUGUUAAGCGUAGUUCUUCUGCAGAGAGUUGUUGCAUUGUGUUGUAAAUUUGUAAUACAUGAUUGCCUUCCUCAUAUUUUGAGAAUGGUUGGCUUAUCGUUAGCUCUAUUGUAAUUCAAAAAACAAAAAUCUAGUUUCUAUUUAAUGCUCAUAUUCAGGGAUAUAUUUGUUAUUUUUUUAA
Molecule: messenger RNA, 2654 nt
Organism: Malus domestica (apple)
Lineage: Eukaryota; Viridiplantae; Streptophyta; Magnoliopsida; Rosales; Rosaceae
Product: beta-amylase 1, chloroplastic-like
Biological process (GO): polysaccharide catabolic process
Molecular function (GO): beta-amylase activity
Source: RefSeq, a predicted model, not a curated record